AUGAGCGAACAACAAAAAACUAUCAUUGUCGUGGGUGGAGGUUUAGCAGGUCUCACAGCAGCUAUUGAAGCACACAGUCAUGGCCAUACCAAGGUGAUUUUGAUUGAAAAGGAAAAGAAUAUCGGUGGAAACUCCAUGAAGGCAACGUCAGGUAUCAAUGCUAUUGAACCUCUCAACGAUGAUACUCGCGAUUCUUUUAUUCAGGACACUUUAAAGUCGGGUGCAGGCAUCUGUCGCGAGGAUCUCGUGGUAAAGUUGGUAGAUGAGAGUAGGCCCGCUCUUGAUUGGUUGAUUAAACAAAGUGAGUUGGAAACAGGAAACCCCACUCUGGACCUGACUGCUGUUUCCCGUUGUGGUGGACAUUCUCAUGGGCGUACACAUCGUUGUCCUUCUCAAAAUGGCCGUCCUGUCCCAGUAGGUUGGAAGCUAGUAGAUACUUUAAAAAAGAAGCUUACGACUUUAUCUGAUGUCGAAAUCAUCACGAAUGCGCGUGUCUUGAGUUUAUUGACUGAGCUCGGCCCCAACAACCAAAACAAAGUUACAGGCGUCGAAAUUUCCAAGAAGAAUGUUGAGACUGAAGAAGAAACAAAAGAAAAGAUCAACGCAGCUGCUGUUAUUUUAACAAGUGGUGGUUUCGGAGGGCAAACAGGCAAACAUCUUCCUGAUGGUAAAAGUUCUCUUUUGAAUGAAUUUGCACCUCAAUUGAUUGAUACUGCCACCACAAAUGGUCCUUGGGCCAAUGGCGAUGGCGUUCGUCUCGGGUUAGCUGUGGGAGCCGGAAUUAGAGAUAUGGACCAAGUUCAAGUACAUCCUACUGGGUUUAUUGAUCCUAGUGCCCCUACUGCUCCCACUAAAUUUUUGGCCCCAGAAGCACUUCGUGCGUAUGGCGGUAUCCUUUUAAAUGGUCAAGGCAAACGUUUUACAGAUGAGCUUACUCUGCGCGAUAUUGUCACUGCUGCUGUAUAUCGUCAGACAGGAUCUACUCAUAGCCAUGCUCAAAGUCUUAUGAGUAAAACAUUGCCAGAAAACUACGCCGCCGCAUAUAUGGUUUUGACCGAGGAAACAGUCGAGGGGUUUGGAAAGAGUACUUUGGGUUUUUAUGCAUCGAAAGGAUUCUUUACUCAAGUGAAAGGAGUCGAAGGUCUGGCCGAAGUCUUAGACAUUGAUGCUAAAGAUUUGAAACAAGAAUUUGAAGAUUACGAUGAACAUCUUUCGAAUAAAAAGCCAGACAGCUUUGGAAAAACAAACUUCCCUGGACGCCUCUUACCUGAAACUGACACUACCUACUGGGUGGCUUUGAUCACUCCCGUUGUUCACUAUACCAUGGGGGGCCUUGAAAUGAAUCAGGAUGCAGCCAUCUUAGCAGAAGAUACCUCCGACGUUAUCCCUGGUUUAUAUGGCGCAGGUGAAGUUACUGGCGGUGUUCACGGCCACAACCGUUUAGCAGGUAAUUCGCUUUUAGAGUGCGUUGUAUUCGGUAGAACAGCUGGUCAAAGUGCAGCUCACUAUGCCCAAAACGAAGCAUAA
Messenger RNA from Mucor mucedo, 1527 nucleotides. RefSeq names its product FAD binding domain-containing protein. Gene Ontology annotation, molecular function: oxidoreductase activity; FMN binding. Lineage: Eukaryota; Fungi; Mucoromycota; Mucoromycetes; Mucorales; Mucoraceae. The record is from RefSeq and is a predicted model, not a curated record. The transcript is spliced from 2 exons. The coding region runs from base 1 to 1527 and encodes 508 amino acids.